Molecule: messenger RNA, 3308 nt
Organism: Dunckerocampus dactyliophorus (ringed pipefish)
Lineage: Eukaryota; Metazoa; Chordata; Actinopteri; Syngnathiformes; Syngnathidae
Gene: shrprbck1r
Product: sharpin and rbck1 related
Exons: 14
Coding region: 366-2483 (705 amino acids)
Biological process (GO): positive regulation of canonical NF-kappaB signal transduction; protein linear polyubiquitination; proteasome-mediated ubiquitin-dependent protein catabolic process
Cellular component (GO): LUBAC complex
Molecular function (GO): ubiquitin binding; ubiquitin-protein transferase activity
Source: RefSeq, a predicted model, not a curated record
ACAAGAUGAAGAAGACGAGGCAGAAGAAGUAGAACAUGACGGUCGAGUCCAUUCCGAACAGGCGCUUCCACCUCUUAAGAAUUUUUUUUUUUUAGUUUUUAAUCUCGACGUCGAGUGGGACAAACGACAAAUCUGUCUCUAAAGGAGCUGCGACAUAUAUUUAAAAGAGGAGACGAUUUGGAGGCGGAGGAAUUGACACUUGAGAGCCUACGCACUUGCUUCCUGUUGUCAGUGAGGUAGUGAUAUGUCUAAAUGAGCUACUAUGCUACAAACAUAGCAAAAUGGGGGACUCGGAACAAGGGUGGACGUUUUAAGUGGGACUCUGUUCUCUUCGUGUGUCUUUCCUACAUGCGUCCCUUUACAGUAUGUCGCUGAGUUCGGGCGGUUGGACCGCCAGUCUCGCGGCGGAACAGUGCGCGCCUCCGCCGCCUGUCCGGAAUGGAGCACCGCAGCAAUCGGAGCUGUCGAACUGUCAAACUGUCCUCAUGUCGGUUCGGGUGUCAUUGUGCCAUUCUGGUAUUCGGCCUCUGCGUCUUCCGGGAGCAGGUGGUGAGUCACUUCGCCUCCAGCUCAGUAUGGACCCCGGGAAGUCCGGGGAAUUCCGUCUUGCGCUCCAAGACUGCAGCGGGAAUAGUCGGAGCGUGAUUAUUGCUGAGUACGAUUUGAGGUCGGUGAACUAUGAGGUGAAAACGCCAAAAUGCCACGAGCUGAGUCUGGCGACGCCUCCACAUGAUAGCAUCAACUUCAACUUUCGCUGCGAGCAGGAGGCCCAGCAGUGGGCCACUGUGGUAAUGACAUCACUGAGAGAAGCACACAAAGCAUCCCCCGAAGAUAACAAUACAGGGAGUUCCCAUCUUCAGGAUACCUCAGCUUUGCAACAGUUAGAAGACGCGUGCGUGGAGCUGACCCGGGCCAUCCAGGCUGGCGACAUGAAGGCGGCCUCUGCCUUUGCCGCCACGCUUUCUCGUCAACACGCCACGCUGAAGAUCCAGCCUGCUGCACGACAAUGUGAAGACACUGAAAUCAGAUUGGCUGUUGUAGUUGAGGAUGCUUCCUCGUCGUGUUGCGUCACUAUGAAAGUUUCUCCUCUUAUGACCACUGCAGCUCUGAAACAGCAGAUGUUCCUUGAGUACGGCUUCCACCCGUGGGUGCAGCGCUGGGUGAUCGGCCAGUGCCUGUGCGCCAACCAGCGCUCCUUGGUGUCGUACGGCGUCCGCCAGGACGGCGACACGGCUUUUGUGUACAUCCUGUCAGCCCGACACGCCCACCUGACCCACCAUGUUCUCCAGCAGGACCAAGAGAGCGCUCUCCUCCACAACUCCCCUCCAAAUGUGACUUCCCUCCCUCACACCGCUACUAACAGCACGUCAGCACAACAGCGCAGACCUUACAACACCUUGCCCCCACGAUUGAACGACAGUAUCAGCAACAUUGGGUCGCAGAAAGGAGGCCCCAGUGAGCUCAAACAUGCCUCCAGUGUGGAGGUUUGUCAACUACAUGAAGUACUGAAACCAAACACAACCACCUCCUCACAGGGCUGGCCGUGUCCUUCUUGCACUUACAUUAACAAACCGACAAGGCCCGGCUGCGAGAUCUGCGGUACAGACCGGCCUGACAACUACGUGGUUCCGGGCGGCUACCAGCCAGACGCAGUGGAACUCAGACGGAUCCAGCAGGAGAAGGAGGCCAUUAGACAGUACCAGCAGGCGAGGGAAGCAGAGCGCCGGGAUAAUUUUGCCAAGCUGGUGAUGAUGGAUGGCCAGGACUUGGUGCCGAAUCCCGAGCCGUUGGACUGCAGGAUCUGCUAUGUGGAGCUAAAGCCAGGAGAGGGCGCCGUUCUCAGGGAGUGUCUCCACUGCUUCUGCAAAGAGUGCUUGCGCUCCGUCAUCAUGCUGAGUGAGGAGCCUGAAGUGUCCUGUCCCUACAGAGAUGACACAUAUGCUUGCACAUGCUCCCUGCAGGAGAGGGAGAUCAGAGCUCUGGUUCCGCUAGAGGAGUACGAGCGCUGGCUGCAGAGAAGUUUGUCUGUGGCCGAGUCGCGAUGUGAGGGCAGCUACCACUGUGCCACCGUGGACUGCCCUGGCUGGUGCGUGUACGAGGACACGGUCAACGUAUACCAGUGUCCUGUCUGCCAGAAGAACAACUGUCUCAUUUGCAAGGCUAUUCAUGAGGGGAUGAACUGCAAGCAAUACCAAGAUGACCUUGCAGCCCGUGCCAUCAAUGACUCGGCCGCACGAAGGACAACACAACUACUUCAGACCCUGGUUGCAUCUGGGGAGGCAAUGCACUGCCCCCAGUGUGGCAUCAUCGUGCAAAAGAGGGACGGAUGCGACUGGCUGCGCUGUACCGUCUGUCACACGGAAAUCUGCUGGGUCACCAGAGGUCCCCGCUGGGGGCCAAAGGGUCCUGGAGACACCAGUGGAGGAUGUCGCUGCAAUGUGAACCAUCAAAAAUGCCAUCCGAACUGUCAAAAUUGUCACUAGGUACUCUCAAAUGUGUCCCCAUUGGGAAAAAAUGGCCUUGGAACUAAAAAUUAUCUGAAGUAGUAUUAAAGUACGCACAAAGAACAGCCAAAAACGGAGUGAAACACAGACACACACAAUCAUUCUAAUUAUUUCACAGAAAAAAAAAUGCUAAUUGGUUGCAUGCAGUGCCUUGGAAAUGACUUGCUAUGCAAAUGUAGACCUGUAGAUGUUGAACAUACUGUACCAGGAUGCAAUACUUUACCAAAGUGGCCUUUUACAUGUGAACAAAUACUGAACCAGGGUGUUUAUCCUUAUUUAUGCUCGUGCAAUGUUGUUAGGGUUCUUUUUUGGAUAGAUACAGAGAGAAAACCUUUAUAGUGCUAUAUAUUUUUGUAUGCAUGGGUGCUUUGGAAUGGAAACAGUUUGAAUGUCACUAUGCCUUUGACAUGACGAAGCAGAUGAGGUGGAUGUGGUUGUCACCGCCAUGUACUGAUUACUGGUCAAAGAUCUUGGGAAAAUGUACUGUAUGUUGUGUAAGCUAAUAAUAAUAAUCCCUUCCAAAUCUGAUUUAAAUUGUAUAUGGUGAUUUUAAAUUGAUCUUCUUUCAUAUAUCCACUAACAUUUUGAAUGCAUGGUUUGAAAUGUAAUGAUGUUAACAUUAGGUACUGUCAAGAAAUGCACUAGCGGUUUAAAAAAAAACAACAAAAAACAAGGUUUUCCCUUAAAAAAAAAUGACUAUCCUGCACUGAUAAGCCAUAAAAAAAUAAUGUGUCUUAACAUGUAUUCAAAAGUCAUCAACGUGUAGUGUAUUGAUGUGCCUUAAUGCUCAUUAAACAACCUUCA